Molecule: messenger RNA, 444 nt
Organism: Suillus discolor
Lineage: Eukaryota; Fungi; Basidiomycota; Agaricomycetes; Boletales; Suillaceae
Exons: 1
Coding region: 124-444 (106 amino acids)
Source: RefSeq, a predicted model, not a curated record
GGGUGACCGACUACUUAUACUAAGUGGAGAGGGUUAAGGGCAAGGCUACCGCACAGUAGGUAAGGGUAAAGGGGAAACAGGAAUGGUAUAGGUGCGCUGGCAUCAGAGCCGGAUUAGUGAUGGAUGGUCAAAAUGUGGAAUGAGACCGAGAAACGUUGGAACGGACCAACGGUAAGAAUACAACGUGCGGGAAUCCGCAGUCAGGGGAAACAGAAAGAGGAAAGCCACAUUGGUGGCACGAGUCAGAGGUGCGGGACCACAUUGGUGGUCGAAUCAAGAGAGGAACGUGCGUACACGUGCAUAGAGGCGGAUGAUGCGAGGGACGGGAACGGUCCCGAGGAUCCGAUCAACGGAAAGUCGGUAAAGGAGGACGAGCCGGUAGAUGGUGAGGGCGAGGAUGAGGGGAAAAUGAUAGGGGGGCCACGUGACCGAUGUUACUUGUAA